This is a messenger RNA of Sitophilus oryzae (rice weevil), 372 nucleotides long. Its product is annotated as piggyBac transposable element-derived protein 3-like. The transcript has a single exon. The coding region runs from base 1 to 372 and encodes 123 amino acids. The record is from RefSeq and is a predicted model, not a curated record. NCBI's taxonomy places the organism in Eukaryota, Metazoa, Arthropoda, Insecta, Coleoptera, Curculionidae.
AUGAGAGAAAAUAGAGUGCCUAAGAAUUGUCCGUUGCAACCUGUAAAACAAAUUAAAAAAACAGUUAGAGGAACAUACGACUAUGCUCUGACUGACGACAAAAAAAUUGUAAUUACUCGCUGGAUGGACAAUUCAGUGGUAACAGUUGCGUCAACUGUGCAUGGAGUUCAACCUGUAACAAAUGCUCUACGUUACUCAUCCAAGGAGAAAAAGAAAAUCGGUAUUCCAAGACCAUACUGUAUUGGCAAAUAUAAUGAGUUUAUGGGCGGGACAGAUCAAAUGGAUGCAAAUAUUAACGUAUACAGAAUCGGAAUCCGAGGCAAAAAGUGGUGGUGGCCAAUUUUCACCUGGUUACUAGACUCUUGUAUAUAA